Molecule: messenger RNA, 1098 nt
Organism: Mercurialis annua (annual mercury)
Lineage: Eukaryota; Viridiplantae; Streptophyta; Magnoliopsida; Malpighiales; Euphorbiaceae
Product: putative F-box protein At3g25750
Exons: 2
Coding region: 1-1098 (365 amino acids)
Source: RefSeq, a predicted model, not a curated record
AUGGACAUCUUAGCUUCAAUUUUCAAACUUCUAAAAGCUCGAAUCGACAUUAUUCGUGUCGGAAGCGUUUGCCAAUCAUGGCGAAACUCAGUAGCCUAUUAUCACAGCAGUGCGAAGGGUAAUGUCAUUAGCCCUCUUGAGCUCCCUUUCCAUGAUUCUCUUCAAAAAUACUGUUUUGAUGGAAUGAGGAUUCCUAAAUUCUUGAACUUUUAUGUAACGAUUACCUAUAUGGUUAAACCAACUUGUCAAGAUUCUAAAAGUUUGUUUAUUGAAGUUGAUCAUCAUCACCUAGGGCAACACAAAGCACGCAUAUUAAACCUCGGCACACGAAAUAUCAAGAACGAUAUCAAUUUUUAUCGUAAAGACGUGGUUGAUUCAAGAAAUUAUCAUGUAUCAGAAAUAUGCAGAAGACACACACUCAAACAUUUUUCUGGUCCGGGUGCUGAAAGAAUGACAAGUUUGUUCCGGAAAGUAAUUGUUUAUCCGGAUAAUGAUCGGACUAUUAAAGAAGACUGUGUGGUGUUUGCAAUCGCAAGAGGAUAUUUGGUAUACUGUAAAUUUGGAGAAUGGGAUUGGAAACAGAUGAACAAAUAUUGUUGGGAGUUUGAAGAUAUAAUUGUUUAUAAUGGAAAAGUGUACGCUGUUGAUCGGCGGAGUCGUCUUUGGGUAAUUGGUUUUUCAUCAUCAGAUUAUUAUAUGAACUGUGUAUGUGAUCAGUUAAUUAAUGAGCUUCGGAGUAAAACUUUGGUGGAGUCUUGUGGAGAUCUUUAUCUAUUAGUAACAGCGGCUGUUCGUCAAGAAACAAAAAUUUAUAAAUUGAAAGAUUGUAAAUAUUGGGAUUUGGUCCAAAGCCUUAAUGAUCAGAUUUUUUGCAUUGGCGAUGCCUAUAAUUCUUCUUAUAAUUCUUCAUUCUCGAUUUCAACCAAAGAUUAUCCGGAGCUAAAUGAAAGCGUAUAUCUUGUCCGUCCGUGGACGACCAAUGAUUACUUGUGCAAGAAUUUUCUUCUUAAUGCACUCAGUGAUGAUAUAUAUGACUACUACAACAAUGACAAGAGUGCAAGGGAGACUAAGGAGGCGCUGGAGGAAAAAUAUAUAUGA